AUGGAACCGGAGCCGUCCCUUGCCGCUCUCCUCGAGGCUAUCACAGCCCUCACAGCCACAGUCGGGUCCUUGCAGGACCAAAUCAAAUCACAAGGCGAGCAAAUCACACAGCUCACCGCCAUAUGCAAGGAAACCAAUGACCUUGUUGGUGACAAGGACCAGGGCGGAGCCCAAACCAAGCCUGGCCCAUUGACUGGGCCUGUCACCCCUCCUACCCACUCAGGAGGGGAAACCCACACUCCAGGCACGGUUAGGCCUGGGCUCAAGGCUCCCUUCCGCCCUACAAGGGGUACAGGGUAUGACUCCAAGGAGGAAGAAGAGCCAAGGCGACCCAAAAAAGAGUCUCAGGGAAUGCCUAGGCGGUCACUCAGCUCCCUCACCCCCUUUGACGCAGGGUCCAGCGUGAAAAGGCCCAAGAUGGACCUCCCCGACCCCUAUAAAGGAGACACCAGGGGACGCAAGGCCACACAAUGGCUGGACCGCAUGCUGCUCUGGGUGGCCCUACACAGGGACCAAUUCAAUGAGGAGGAGCAAAUGGUUGUGUGGAUACUUUACCACAUGACGGACAAGGCAGCCGACUGGGCACUCCCUCUCAUUGGGACUAUUAUCAAGGGCAAGGGAAAUCCCCCCACUACCAUCCCGGCCUUAACAGCCAAAUUCAAAGAAGCCUUUGCCAAUCCAGAUGCAAAGAGGGCGGCCGCCAGGAAGAUUGCCGCAUUGACUCAGACCACCACCACGUCUGAGUACGUCACAGAAUUCCGCAAUCUCAUGGCGGAACUUGACUGGAACACUGAGGCGUACAUUGCCCAGUUUACGCGCGGUCUUCACUGGAAGGUGAAAGAACUCCUGUCCACCAAGGACAACAUUCCCAACAAUGACCUAGAGGCCAUAUUCGCCGCCUUGGUCAAAAUUGACAACACUCGUUGGGAGAACGAGGAAAACCGCCCUAAGAAGGCUCCCACCAAGGCUCCGGUCGCCACAACCACCUCUACCUCCACCACUACCACCAGGGUCCGUUUAUCAGAGGACCCCAAUUACGUCACUCCGGAAGAACGAGACCGUCGCCGCGCGUCUGGCCUCUGCGUCAAGUGCGGCCAAAAGGGGCAUGGCAUCAAACAAUGCCCAAAUGGAUGGAAGGCCACCAUCAAGGAGGCUGCCAAAAUUGGUCAGGAAGAGUCGGAAAAAGAGUAA
This is a messenger RNA of Rhizoctonia solani, 1191 nucleotides long. Its product is annotated as Retrotransposon-derived protein PEG10. Gene Ontology annotation, molecular function: nucleic acid binding; zinc ion binding. The record is from RefSeq and is a predicted model, not a curated record. NCBI's taxonomy places the organism in Eukaryota, Fungi, Basidiomycota, Agaricomycetes, Cantharellales, Ceratobasidiaceae. The transcript has a single exon. The coding region runs from base 1 to 1191 and encodes 396 amino acids.